AUGAUUAGCACCGAUGGCCUCUCUAAAUGCGAGGCGACCUGGCGUGAGACUGGGAAAAGGCCACAGGCGGAGAUGCUGCACCUUCUGUCCGCUGUCAUUGUCUGGCUUGUGACGGGGACAACCAUCUCCAGUCUUAACAAAUGGAUUUUUGCAGUGUACAACUUCAGGUACCCCUUACUGCUGUCGGCCCUGCACAUGUUGACAGCGAUAGUGGUGGACUAUGGGCUUAUUAAACUGCGAAUGCUCCAGCACAAAGGUGGGGUUGACAAGCAGAAGGACCUUACCACCAGCGCCAAAUGCAAGGUGUUUCUAUUGAGCUUGACAUUUUGUGCCAGCAUCGCGUUUGGCAACGUGGGUCUGAACUAUGUCCAGCUGUCAUUUGCCCAAAUGAUCUACACCACCACGCCAAUCUUCACCCUGGCCAUCUCCACCCUGAUCCUGGGCAAGCAACAUCACAUCCUCAAAUACACAGCCAUGAUGCCCAUCUGUCUGGGAGCCUCGUUCAGCAUUAUGGGUGAGGUCCAGUACGACCAGACAGGCUGCUUCUUCGUAUUCGCCGCGACAAUGUUGAGAGGUGUCAAAACAAUCCAGCAAAGUGAGUAAAGUCACAGCUGCUACCUUCAAAUUGCCUUUAUGGUAGUUGUUAUGUUGCAUCUCUGAUGGUGGUUGACAUAUUUGUCAUCACUUUGAAUGUUGAACUGUAUAAUUAACUGGUGUUCACACAUGUAUCUGCCCUCUCAUUGGCUAGAAUGGUCCCACCUGAUCUUGCCUCCUCUCACCUGUUUUCCAUCUUUGAGGACAUGUAUUUCCAUUGCUAGAGCGGUCACUCGAAUAUCUUGUAAAUACUGUAUAAUAGACAGUCUUUGCUGCAAUUUAGCUGGUACACCAUUGACAUUUAAAUUGAAUUGAAACUUUAACUUUUAAUUACUACCAGUAAGAUGGCUGCCGGUCCACCCACCGUCGAAUGUCUAUUCUAUUAUCUAUAUUUCUAUGAUUUCAAUAGGUUUCCUAUGGAAGAUUGAUAGUUUAAUUUAUAACAAAGGAUAUUCUCACACAAGUCAACAUUAUUGAUGUGUAGACCUCCAACCAUAUUUGUGGUACCAUUUGAAAGGUGAAAUGUCAUUUUAGUACAUUUAUCAGCCAAAACAUGACACUCACCCAGUAUUCAAGAGUAUGCUGUGUCUCAACCAAUGGCAGGCACAACACAAACACCUCAGAUGAUGUAAAAUAUGGUCUAAGCUAAAGCGUAUAUGAACAAAAAAGUUAGUGUAAAAAGGGUCAAUGCAGAUAGUCUGGGUAACUAUUUAACUAACUAUUUAGCAGUCUAAUGGCUUGGGGGUAGAAGCUGUUCAGAUUCCGGUUGGUUCCAGACUUGGUGCAUCAGUACCGCUUGCCAUGCAGUAGUAGAGAGAACAGUCUAUGACUUGGGUGGCUGGAGUCUAUGACCAUUCUUAUGGCCUUCCUCUGACACCGCCUUGUAUCGAGGUCCUGGAUGGCAGGGAGCUCGGCCCCAGUGAUGUACUGGGCUGUACGCACUACCCUCUGUAGCGCCUUGCGGUCGGAUGCCAAGCAGUUGCCAUACCAAGCGAUGAUGCAGCUAGUCAAGAUGCUCUCAAUGGUGCAGCUGUAUAACUUUUUGAGGAUCUGAGGGCCCAUGCCAAAUCUUUUCAGCCUCCUGAAGGGGAAGAGGCAUUGUCAUACCGUCUUCAUGACUUUGUUGGUGUGUGGACCAUGAUAGUUCCUUAGUGAUGUGGACACAGAUGAAGUUGGAGCUCUUGACCUGCUCCACUACAGCCCCGAUGAUGUGAAUGGUGGCGUGCUCAGCCCUCUCACAUAGCAUUCUCACAUAGGUAAAUCUCACAUUCUCACUCUUGUCCAGGUGGGAAAGGGCAGUGUGGAGUGUAGUAGAGAUUGUGUCAUCUGUGGAUCUGUUUGGGCGGGUAUGCGAAUUGGAGUGGGUCCAGGGUGUCUGGGAUGAUGGUGUUGAUGUGAUCCAUGACCAACCUUUCAUGGCUACAGAUGUGAGUGCUACGGGGCAAUAGUCAUUUAGACAGGUUGCCUUUCUUGGGUACAGGGACUAUGGUGGUCUACUUGAAACAUGUAGGUAUUACAGACUGGGUCAGGGAGAGGUUGAAAAUGUCAGUGAAGACACUUGCCAGCUGGUCAGCACAUGCUCUGAGUAUGCGUCCUGGUAAUCCGUCUGUCCCUGCAGCCUUUUGAAUGUUAACCUGUUUAAAGGUCUUACUCACAUUGACUACGGAGAGCAUGAUCACACAGUCGUCCGAAACAGCUGGUGCUCUCAUGCAUGGUUCAGUGUUGCUUACCUCGGUAGGCAUGUGUCACUGGGCAGCUCGCAGCUGGGUUUGCUUUUGUAAUCCGUUAUAUUUUGCAAGCCCUGCCACAUCCGACGAGCAUCAGAGCCGGUGUAGUAGAAUUUGAUCUUAGUCCUGUAUUGAUGCUUUGCCUUUUUGAUGGUUCGCCGGUGGGCGUUUUGAGAUUCCUUAUAAUUGUCCAGAUUAGUGUCCCGCUCCUUGAAAGCGGCUGCUCUAGCCUUUAGCUCAGUACAGCUGUUGCUUGUAAUCCAUGGCUUCUGGUUUGGAUAUGUACGUACGGUGACUGUGGCGACAGCGUUGUUGAUGCACUUAUUAAUGAAGCCGGUGACUGAUGUGGUAAACUCCUCAAUGCCAUCGGAUGAAUCCGGUACAUAUUCCAGUCUGCGCUAGCGAAACAGUCCUGUAGCUUAGCAUCCGCUUCAUCAGACCACUUCUGUAUUGAGUGCGUCACUGCGACUUCCUGUUUUUGCUUGUAAGCAGGAAUCAGGAGGAUAGAGUUAUGGUCAGAUUUGCCAAAUGGAGGACGAGGGAGAGCUUUGUAUGCGUUUCUGUGCGUGGAGUAAAGGUGAUCAAUAGUUUUUUUGCCUCCAGUUGCACACAUGACAUGCUGGUAGAAAUUAGGUAAAACGGAUUUCAGUUUUCCUGCAUUCAAAUUACCGGCCAUUAGGAGCGCCGCAUCUGGAUGAGCAUUUUAUCAUUUGUUUAUUGUCUUAGUACCAGCAUCGGUUUGUGAUGGUAAAUAGACAGCUACGAAAAAUAUAGAUUAAAACUCUCGAGACUUCCUUAAUUCCCUUCCUGUAUUUGAGCAGUAUGAACUUGUUCAUAUAUUUGCUCUACUUGUUUUGUUAGUGGACUGUACAGUGCUGUACUGAUAAUGAGUCUCAUGAUGUGAAAUCCACUCUGAGUAAACAAACCUAUGACAUUUCCAUGUUCUGAACAUGGCAGAUUUGACAUUACGUUAAAAUAAUGACUCAUGGUCUGGAUUUUCUCCUCACUCAGAACCACCAUCCUGAAAUACCAAUGUAGUUGGAUGGUGUCGUGUCGUGUUUCAGCAGCUAUUUUCAACCUACCAUCGUAAAGGACCCACUUGUUUACUUUAUAUGACACAUAUCAGUGGUGUACGUGUCUUGUUUUGCUACAGGCGGCUCACUCCCUAGGUAUCCAUGCAAUUAUCUGACAUGUUGUUUCGCAAAUAGAACACAUCUUAAUGAUAUGAAUGUGGAACUACAGUGCUGUUCUGUAUGAUUAUGUUUAAAUUAUGUUUUAUUUCUCUCUAUCCUCUCUUAUCUAUUUAAUCUCGCCACCCAGAACCAAAUCUUGUGUUUGCGCUAUAAUGUUUAGUCUGUCAUGAGACUACUUUGUAUUUAAUCACUGCGUGUUUAGCCUACUUUUGUGUGUGUAUUCUGCUUCUCUCUAUGUAGCUUAUAUUUCAAUGGUUUUCUUUGUGUGUCUCUCAGGUAUGUUGCUCCAGGAGGAGAAGAUCAACUCUGUGUUCCUGCUCUACCUGAUGUCUAUCCCCAGUUUCUGCAUCCUGGCCGUAGCUGCUCUGGCCCUGGAAAACUGGGCCGUGCUGGAGUCUCCAAUGCACUACGACCACAACCUGUGGCUCUUCAUCCUGCUCAGCUGCCUUGGCUCUGUCAUGUACAACCUGGCCAGCUGCUGCGUCAUCACUCUCACCUCUGCCGUCACCCUGCACAUCCUAGGCAACCUGAGCGUGGUGGGCAACCUGCUGCUCUCCCAGCUGCUGUUUGGCAACGAGAUGUCAGCGCUCAGCUGCGCUGGUGUGGCGCUCACGCUCUCUGGCAUGCUCAUCUACCAGAACUCUGAGUUCAUCUCUGACUACCUGGAUGCACGGCGAGCCAAAGCCAGGGAGCUCAGCCGAGGGAGGGAGGAGGAUAUUGCUGGCCCAUUCCAACCGGCCCCCCAAGACCAGCAGGAGAGGGUAGACGCCGACGGCAAGAGAGAGGACCAAGAUGGACUGAGAGAGAAGAGAGAGAGCGGGAGGAGAGAGGAGAGAGAGAGAGAGAAGAAGAGAGAAAGAAGAGAGAGAUGA
Molecule: messenger RNA, 4386 nt
Organism: Coregonus sp. 'balchen'
Lineage: Eukaryota; Metazoa; Chordata; Actinopteri; Salmoniformes; Salmonidae
Source: the annotation of a GenBank genome assembly